AUGAAGUCGCCCAUCCCGGACUACCUCAACCAUGUGCUCGAGAAGGCGCGACCGAACGAGGGAGGAGCUGCCGCCGACUACAUCGAGACGCUGGCCAGGGCAGACACGUCCAAGAUGGCAGUCGCCCUGGCCAUGGUCGACGGCAACGUUUACUCUGCAGGAGACGACAAGAUCGAGUUCUCCAUCCAGUCCAUCUCCAAAUCUUUUGUCUACGCCAUCGCCAUCGAGGAUGCCGGACUGGACCAAGUGCUGAAGAAGAUCGGAGUCGAGCCUUCGGGUGACAGAUUCAACCAACUGUCGCUUGAGCGCAGCACGAACCGACCCAUGAACCCCAUGAUCAACGCUGGCGCCAUUACCGCUCACUCCCUCGUCGUCUCGCCCACCGCAACUCUGCACGAGCGAACCGAACGCAUCUUGAAAGUCCUCUCCAGGCUGGCUGGUCGCGAGUUGCAUGUCGAUGAGGAGGUCUACAAAGCCGAGCUGAAGGACGCCGACAGGAACAUGGCUAUAGGAUACAUGCUCAAGGCUGCUGGCAUCAUCACAUGCGACCCAAGGGAGGCUGUAAAAGGAUACAUUCGUCAAUGCGCCAUCAACGUCAACGUCCAAGACUUGGCCAUGAUGUCCGCUGUGCUGUCCAAUGGCGGCGUCCAUCCCGUCACUGAAGAGCAAAUCAUACCACACACAAGUGUCCGUCAGGUCCUGUCUGUCAUGACGACCUGCGGCAUGUACGACGCUGCCGGUGAUUGGGUCUCCAACGUCGGCUUCCCAGCAAAGAGUGGUGUCGCCGGUGCUAUCAUCGGUGCUCUGCCCGGUCAGGUCGGUCUUGCCACAUUCUCNCCCAAGAUCGACGCACGCGGCAACAGCGUGCGUGGUGUAGCCAUGUGUGAACAACUCUCGCGUGACAUGGGACUUCACAUGAUGGAUGUCAGUCACGUCGCCCGAUCGACCGUUCAAACCUCGGUAUCCACACUCGUCCCUGGCGAGAAUGACAAGCACGAACCACACAACUUGAACUGCGACCGCAAAGUGGUUGUCUUCAAGCUACGAGGUGCCGUACGCUUCCCUGGUGCAGAANNAAGAUUGACAAGAGCAUUAGCGUACGAGUUAGGAAAGCCCGACCCAUCUGAUCCUGGAUCUGGAUGCCAUGCUAACGCUUGCGCCAUUGUCUUCUCCUUCCGCGAGGUCUUUUCACUAAACUUCAUCGCCCGAAGAUUGAUUCACGAAAACAUAACACGCCUCUUGGGAGAACGAAGAGUCUUGGUCAUCAUCGACCCUACAAGUGUACUCGAAUGGGACCCCACAAAAGCAAAGAACGAUAGACAUCCAAAGGUUGUCGACAACGAUACGGAGGCACGAGACUACAUUGGAGGAACGGGCUGUCAAGCCGUCUCUGAAGAUCCAGAAUGGUAG
Messenger RNA from Aureobasidium uvarum, 1410 nucleotides. Lineage: Eukaryota; Fungi; Ascomycota; Dothideomycetes; Dothideales; Saccotheciaceae. The record is from the annotation of a GenBank genome assembly.